AUGAAUCCUAUCUUCCUCGAGCCGCAUCUGAUCGAACCGGGCCCCCGGAAAAAGUCUCGUAAUGAUGCUGCCACUGGGGCGUCCGCCGCUGGUGUUCGUGCCCUCAGUGCGCAGAUGGUUGCCUUUUACUUUAGGGCGCCGAUCAAAGCCUUUUUCCGCACCCGAGUCGAUUACAUGGCAUUUGCAAGAGCUGUGAACCCGCGCGUUGCCGAGGGAAAAUGGUCAAUCCAUACUACAACCCCAGGACUAUUACUUCAUGCCGUCCGGACAUAUGGCUGGCAAUUUAUACCGAACCAAGUCUUGCCUCCUCUCAUAGCAAAUGCUGCUCCUUUUAACCGAAGAGUCGGCGCCGUUCUUUAUACGUCCUAUCUUCAAGUUCUAGGCGCUCUUCAUGAACCUGUGUCUCAAGGAGCCAAGCGGAUUUGGCCUCCCGCACCUCCCUCUUCUACUUUCACGGCUGGUUUCGCGGCUGGUACCAUUCAAUCUAUCAUUGCGGCCCCAUUAGAUGCGUUGCAGGUUCGACUGCAAACCAGCGACAUGUUGGAGGGCCAGUAUCGAAGUAUGUGGCAUUACGGUCACCAUAAACUCAAACAAAUCGGUCUGCGAGGCGUCUUCGCUGGCUGGAGCCUUUCUUUGAUGCGCGACUCGCUCGGUUAUGCCGUCUUCUUUUCUGCGUUUGAAUACAUCAAAUCUCAGUCGUACUACUCUUUCAUCACAUGGUACUAUGGAUCCUUACACUCCACUCAUCUGGAUAUGCUACCGUCAUCCGGUUCCAGUGAUCGUGGCGUCCCUCUCAUCAAACCACAUUACGCGCUGGAGCCGUGUUUCUUGAUGACGGCCGGCGUGGUAGCAUCGGUGGCACAGCAGGCCAUCCAGCAUCCAUUGAGCAGAAUCCAGGAUCUAUACUUGGGACGACUGGAAUACCUUGACCACCAGGCGAGCCUGGACCACUCGCGAAAGCAGAUGCUACGAUUAUACUACCAUGCCUACCAGGAGACCUGGAAACGAUGCGAACGCAAGGCCACGCGAGCUGGGGGUUGGCGAGCUUGGCUAUUCCGCGGGUUUGCGAGCAGCGCCAUUCGCCAAGUGCCUAGCACAAGUGCCGGCCUAGUGAUCUUCGAACUUGUGCGCCGGCGAUAUGCGAGUCAAGACGAUACUCCCGCCGCCAACAUUCCUUCUCUAACCUCCCCGCGUGCCAUACCCCUCCGUUCACUCCCUAAUCCCAAUACGUCCCCCGUGCUGGAAUCCGCCAGCGAGAAGGGAAGUCGACGAUCGUCUCACACGUCUGCUCGCUCCGUCGAGUCGGACUUCUCGAUCUGGUCGGACACCGGUGAUCUUGCCGAGCAGCUCGCCGAGGACCCGCUUCAGUCCCGCGUUUACAAUUCCUCAAGUCGAGGACUCUCAGGCUCCCAGAAGAAACGUUCAAAGCGGGUCCAUUAUCCGGAGGAGCUAGACCACGACUCGCAGUCGGGUAUACAAGACGAGAAACAGAAAAUCAAAAUCCCGAGACCGGCCCCACGGCGUGUAUCUAGAGCAGAGCUUUUCCUGGCCGCCAUCAUGUCCCCUGGCAAUCGGCAGAAUGCCCAUAUCCAUGGCUUGGUGGGAAAGCCGUUGCUCUACUUCACCAGUGUAUUUGUAUCACUAGGCGUUUUUCUCUUCGGCUAUGAUCAAGGCGUCAUGUCUGGCAUUAUAACUGGAUCGUACUUUCGUGAUUACUUUGGCCAACCGUCUCGGGCCACGAUUGGCACUGUGGUGGCUAUCUUGGAAAUUGGUGCCUUCGUCUCCUCGCUCCUUGUUGGGCGUAUCGGUGAUUUGAUUGGCCGCCGAAGAACCAUUCUUUACGGGUCUAUCGUGUUCUUCAUCGGCGGUGCUCUUCAGGCAUUUGCAACCAGCAUGACUUUCAUGAUGGUGGGUCGCAUCAUUGCCGGCCUAGGUGUCGGUGCUCUAUCGACCAUUGUGCCCGUUUAUCAGUCCGAGAUUUCGCCCCCCCACAACAGAGGCAAGUUGGCUUGCAUAGAAUUCACAGGUAAUAUCUCUGGAUAUGCAACCAGUGUAUGGGUAGACUACUUUUGUAGUUAUAUCGAGUCUGAUUACUCUUGGCGUUUGCCCUUACUCUGUCAAUGCAUUAUGGGUGCGUUACUCGGUAUGGGGAGCUUGAUCAUUUGCGAGUCGCCGAGAUGGCUCCUGGAUAACGACCAUGACGAAGAAGGCAUGGUGGUAAUUGCCAAUCUCUACGGCGAGGGAGAUAUACACAACGACCUGGCCCGCCAGGAAUACCGUGAUAUCAAAAUGAAUGUCCUGCUGCAACGACAAGAAGGUGAACGGUCCUAUUCCGAUAUGUUCAGACGCUACUCCAAGCGGGUCUUCAUUGCUAUGUCAGCUCAGGCAUUGGCCCAACUGAACGGAAUCAAUGUCAUUUCGUACUAUGCGCCCCUGGUCUUUGAAUCUGCCGGCUGGGCUGGUCGAUCUGCAAUUCUGAUGACCGGAAUCAACGGCAUUUCCUAUCUGCUGUCUACCAUUCCUCCCUGGUACCUCGUUGAUAACUGGGGUCGACGUCCUAUCCUUCUAUCCGGAGCCGUUGCUAUGAUGAUAUCCCUUUCCAUGAUCUCUUACUUUAUCUACAUCGAGAUCCCAGCCACACCGACAUUGACUGUCAUCUUUGUCAUGCUCUACAAUGCUGCGUUUGGAGCCUCCUGGGGCCCGAUUCCCUGGCUUUACCCGCCGGAGAUUUUGCCCUUGAGUAUUCGCGCGAAGGGAGCGAGUCUGAGUACAGCCUCCAAUUGGGCGUUUAACUGGCUUGUUGGAGAGGUGACCCCCGUCUUGCAGGGCGCCAUCAAGUGGCGACUAUACUUAGUACACGCCUUUUUUUGCGCGUGCAGCUUUGUGCUUGUUUAUUUCUUAUAUCCCGAGACUAGCGGUGUCCGGCUAGAGGAUAUGAAUGUUUUAUUUGGAGACGCAUCGACCGCUAUGCCGACCCCUGCCACAGAAGGGGAGCGAGGCUCUCUUAUGGGCGCUGGCUCGCCCGUUCCUUCGCUGGAUAUUCGUCGGGGUUAUGGGCAAUUCGGCGCCGAAAGCGCCAUCCCGGGACUAGAUAUCGACCCACCGAUAUUAAGCAGCAGUGGUCCUAGCAAAUCUGCUCGACGGGACUCACAGACCGGUGGUACUCGAACAGAGGGUAUCGGUGGCUGGAUUUCGAACAUGGUCAAACGCCACCGAGGGCCGAGUGUUGGUAGCAGCCAGAGUCAAUACAGACGUCUUAAUCAAGGCGAGGAAGGAGAUAGGACAUAG
Molecule: messenger RNA, 3288 nt
Organism: Penicillium maclennaniae
Lineage: Eukaryota; Fungi; Ascomycota; Eurotiomycetes; Eurotiales; Aspergillaceae
Product: putative MFS monosaccharide transporter
Exons: 10
Coding region: 1-3288 (1095 amino acids)
Biological process (GO): carbohydrate transport; transmembrane transport
Cellular component (GO): membrane
Molecular function (GO): carbohydrate:proton symporter activity
Source: RefSeq, a predicted model, not a curated record